Molecule: messenger RNA, 2188 nt
Organism: Suncus etruscus (white-toothed pygmy shrew)
Lineage: Eukaryota; Metazoa; Chordata; Mammalia; Eulipotyphla; Soricidae
Product: F-box/WD repeat-containing protein 7-like
Exons: 1
Biological process (GO): proteasome-mediated ubiquitin-dependent protein catabolic process; ubiquitin recycling
Cellular component (GO): cytoplasm; nucleus
Molecular function (GO): ubiquitin binding
Source: RefSeq, a predicted model, not a curated record
AUCUGUCCUUUGGAAAUGAAUCAGGAACUGCUCUCUGUAGGCAGCAAAAGACGGCAAACUGGUGUCUCUGUGUGAGGUAACCCUUCCUCAAGCCAGGCCAAUAUGGAGCAGAUGAAUCGUGUGGUCGAAGAGGAACAGCAGCAGCAGCCUAGACAAGAGGAGGAGGAACACACUGCACGGGACAGCGAAUUUGUCGGAGCAGAACCUCGAGCUGGGGAGCAGAAUAGUUCCCAGCAAGUUCAGCAGAAAGAAAACAACAAUCUAUUUAUUUCGAUAGAUGAGGACUCCUCAGCAAACCAGGAAGAACAAGACGAAGACGAAGAACAUACUGGUAAACAAGAUGAGGGGGACGAAGAAGAGGAAGAAAUGAACCAAGAGAGUGAGGAUUUUUCUCAGUCUGAUGACACUAGUAGGGAAGAUGAACAUACACACAGUAACAGUGUCACAAACUCCAGUAGUAUUGUGGACCUGCCUAUUCAACACUCUUCUCCAUCCUAUACAAAGACAACACAAAUGAAAAGAAAGUUGGACCAUGAUUCUGAGUCCUGCUCUUUUCCUUUGGGAAAGAAACCAUGCGAAGUCUCAGAAUAUACAAGUACCACUGGAAUCGUACCAUAUACAGCAACACCACCAACUUUCGGAGACCUGACAGCAGCCAAUGGCCAAGGGCAGAACCAUUGCCAGAUUACAUCUGUCCAACCACCUAUAGGCCUGCAGGAAUGGCUGAUAAUGUUUCAGAGCUGGAAUGGAUCAGAAAAAUUGCUGGCGUUAGAUAAACUCAUUGAUAGUUGUGAACCAAUCCAAAUAAAACAUAUGAUGCACACGAUAGAAUUCCAGUUUCAACAAGACUUGAUUUUCUUGCUCCCUAAAGAGUUGGCGCUUUAUGUGUUUUCAUUCUUGGAACCCAGAGAUCUGCUACAGACAGCUCAGGUCUGCCGCUCCUGGAGAAUUUUGGCUGAAGACAACCUUCUCUGGAGAGAGAAAUGCAAAGAGGAGGGUAUUGAUGAGCCAUUGCAUAUCAAGAGAAGACAACCAGGCUUCAUUCACAGUCCAUGGAAAAGUGCAUAUAUCAGAGAGCACAGAAUUGAUGCUAACUGGAGGCGAGGAGAGCUCAAAUCACCCACGGAGAUGAAAGGACAUGAUAAUCAUAUCAUCACAUGCUUGCAGUUGUGUGGUAACUGGAUAGUUAGUAGUUCUAAUGACAGCACUUUAAAAGUCUGGUCAGCAGUCACAGGCACAUGUUUGAGGACAUUGGUGGGGCACAUCGGGGGCGUGUGGUCAAUACAGAUGAGAGACAAUAUCAUCAUUAGUGGCUCUACAGACCGGAUGCUCAAAGUGUGGAAUGUGGAGACAGGAGAAUGUUUACGCACCCUCUUUGGGCACACAUCCACUGUGCGCUGCAUGCACCUCCAUGAGAAAAGAGUUGUGAGUGGCUCUCGAGACACCACUCUCCGGGUCUGGGACAUUGAAACAGGCCAGUGUUUACAUGUUUUGAUAGGUCAUGUAGCCUCGGUCCGCUGUGUUCAGUAUGAUGGCAGGAGGGUUGUUAGCGGAGCAUAUGAUUGCAUGGUGAUGGUGUGGGAUCCAGAAACCGAGACUUGUCUGCACAUGCUGGAAGGACAUAUUGAUAGAGUCUAUGCAUUACAGUUUGAUGGCAUCCAUGUGGUGAGUGCCUCUCUUGAUACAACAAUUCGAGUUUGGGAUGUGGAGACUGGGAACUGCAUUCACACGCUGACAGGCCACCAGUCGUUGACAAGUGGGAUGGAGCUCAGGGGCAAUAUUCUUUUCUCUGGGAACGCUGAUACCACAGUUAAAAUCUGGAAUAUCGAGACAGGACAGUGUUUAGAAACCUUGCAAGGUCCCAACAGACAUCUGGGUGCUGUGACCUGUUUACAGCUCACCAAGAACUUUGUUAUUACCAGCUCAGAUGAUGGAACUGUAAAACUCUGGGACUUGAAAACGGGAGAAUUUAUCCGGAAUCUUGUCACCUUGCAUAGCAGAGGGAUCGGUGGCAUGGUGUGGCUGAUCCAAGCCUCCAAUACAAAGCUGGUGUGUGCUGUUGGAAGUCGGAAUGGAACUGAGGAAACCAAGUUGUUGCUGUUGGACUUUGAUGUGGACAUGAAGUGAGGAGCGCCAAGAGAAAUCUGUCCACUUGUGUAGGCGAUAUACUCCCUACCCUCUUCCCCUG